This is a messenger RNA of Neogale vison (American mink), 2131 nucleotides long. It is a transcript of the gene DCST2, whose product is annotated as DC-STAMP domain containing 2. Gene Ontology annotation, cellular component: membrane. Bases 63 to 1964 code for a protein of 633 amino acids. The record is from RefSeq and is a predicted model, not a curated record. NCBI's taxonomy places the organism in Eukaryota, Metazoa, Chordata, Mammalia, Carnivora, Mustelidae. The transcript is spliced from 14 exons.
UUGAGGGAAAUCUUCCAGAGGCUUCCGUGCGAGACUGUGCGUGAAGCCGGGGCCCUGGGCCCAUGGAGCCGUCUCCCCCAGGGCAGGGCCGGAUGCUGCUGCUGGUGGCGGCCUUCGGGCUGGUGCUGCAGGGACCCUGUGCCAACACACUGCGUAACUUCACCCAAGCCAGCGAGGCCGUGGCCUGCGGGGCCGAGCUGGCCUUGAACCAGACGGCCCAGGUGUUGGAGCAGGCCAAGCAGCCCCUUGUCAGUGCCCUGAACAAGAUUAAAGCCAUUGCCCAGAAGGCCAAAGAGGUGGCUGACCGGGUCCGCAAGUUCUUCCGGUCCAUCAUGGACGGCGUGAAGCACGUAGCCAGGGUCCUGCGUAACGUGUGGUACUGGCUCCUGCACAUCGGCGACGUGUGCAACGCUGAGCUGGGCAACCCCUACCUCAAGUGUGCGCGGGUCUUCGACGACGCCAAGGACCGCUGCAUGCGCGUUGUCCCCUGGGCCUAUCACCUGUGCUACGUGUUCAUGCCCUUCAAGCUCGCGCUGUGCGGACUGGCCAGCGUGGUGCAGGUGUUCUGCGUUAUCCCCAAGUACCUCCAGCCCUUCUUGCGCAAGACCCUUGGCACCCCUGUGAGGAACCUAAUUAACCGGGUGCGUCAGGAGUUUGAAUUCAACGUGACGGCCGCCCACCACUUCUCCGUGGACCUCAAUGCCUCUCGGAGCCUGUCGCAGGUGGCCCUGGACCUGCAUGAAGCCAUCAGCCUGAAGCUGCACCGUGUCCGAGAGGCCCUGGCCCUGAUGGGCUACACCACGCCUCUGCUGCUUUCGCUCCUCUACCUCCAAGCUCUGUUCUACCGGUACUGUUACUUGAACUGGGUCAGUUAUGACAACGUGUACAUCACCAGCCGGUUCCUACGCAUGGAGGCCAUCCGCGCCGAGGCGGGGCUGCCCACGGUGCUGCCCCUCAGCGCCCAUGAGGCCAGACGCUACAUCCAGCCUGGUUCCGUCUUCCUGUCCAGCUGGGAGCAGAUAUUCUACACCCUGGCCAUCCUCAGCCUUGCCCGGCACCUCCUCCUCGUGCUGGCCCUGGUCUUCCUGGACUACGCCGUCUUCUGGGUGCUCGACCUGGCCCGGUACCAGUUGCAGGGGGAGAUCGUGGCCCGGAGCCCCGUGCUAGUGUCCAUAACCGUGGAAGGCACCGGCUACACCGGGCGGAUUUACCGGGACCUGGUGUCGGCGUUCAACGUCUUGCAGCAAAGCAACAUCAGCAUCUUGUCCCGGCACUGCCUCCUGAGGCCCUCGGAGCCAGAUGCCACCGGUUACAUCGUCAUCGGCAUCCUGUAUGGCCUGAGUUUCUUCGUCACGCUGUUCGGCAACUACGUCAGCAGGCUGCGGCGGGCCAUCUGCGCCUCCUACUAUCCGUCGCGGGAGCAGGAGAGGAUCUCCUACCUCUACAACCUACUUCUGAGCCACCGAACCAAUCUGCCGGCGACUGUGCACCGAGCAGCGAGACGGCGGGCAGCAGACCAGGGCCACGCAAGUGUCCUCCAGAAGCUGGCCAGGCGGUGCUCCUGUCUGGACCGCGUGCUCAGCCGCUUCUGGCCGCUCCAGGAUUAUUGCCUGGGCUGUGGGCAGCCCCACGACCCCGAGGACACGGAGAACUUUGUGUCCUGCAGCACCCCGGGCUGCCGAGGUCUCUUCUGCCCCACCUGCUUCCGUCUCCUGGACAACACCUGCUCCGUGUGUGCAGCGCCCCUCUCCCAGCAGGGGGGCCUGGACCUGGAGCUGGACUCCAGUGACGAGGAGGCCCCCCGGCUCUGGCUGGCCGCCGCUCGGAGGAAGAACCCUGAGCAGGAGCGUUCCCUGCGGCGGCAGCUGCAGGAGGCCCUGGGCAGGACCCUUGCUUCGGAGUCCAGCUCCGGGGUCAGUGACCUGGACGAGGAGAAGGGGCCUCGGCAGAGGACACACAGUUAGCGGCUCCUACCGGACGCUCAGUCUUUCAGGGUUCCCACCCUGCCUCUGCCCACACUCGGACGACCUCCCAAACCCUGGGCCCCACAGCAGUCCCCUCCAGCUCCAGAAGCCUGGCCCCUCCUUCUCUUCUCUCCCUCCCCUGAUCCCUCCCACCUACCCCCAAAUGA